AGAAGAGAGUAAAGAGAGGGCAGAACCCCAGAUCAGAAUGCAGGCGACGUCCAGCCUACUCAAUCUCCUGCUGCUGUCUCUGCUUGCCGGAUUAGAUCCUUCCAAGACUCAGGUCAGUCCCAAAGAAGGGUGGCAAGUGUACAGUUCAGCACAGGAUCCUGAUGGACGAUGCAUAUGCACAGUGGUUGCUCCAGAACAGAACCUGUGUUCCCGCGAUGCCAAAAGCAGGCAGCUUCGCCAGCUUCUGGAAAAGGUUCAGAACAUGUCCCAGUCUAUCGAAGUCUUAAACCUGAGAACUCAGAGAGAUUUCCAAUAUGUUCUAAAAAUGGAAACCCAAAUGAAAGGGCUGAAGGCCAAGUUUCGGCAGAUUGAAGAUGAUCGGAAGACACUAAUGACCAAGCAUUUUCAAGAGUUGAAAGAGAAGAUGGAUGAACUCCUGCCCUUGAUCCCCGUGCUGGAACAGUACAAAACAGAUGCCAAGUUAAUCACCCAGUUCAAGGAGGAAAUCCGGAAUCUGUCUGCCGUCCUCACCGGGAUUCAAGAGGAAAUUGGAGCCUAUGACUAUGAAGAACUGCAUCAAAGAGUGCUUAGCCUAGAAACCAGACUUCGUGAUUGCAUGAAAAAGCUGACAUGUGGCAAAUUGAUGAAAAUCACAGGCCCAAUUACAGUCAAGACGUCUGGAACCCGAUUUGGUGCCUGGAUGACAGAUCCUUUAGCGUCUGAAAAGAAUAACAGAGUCUGGUACAUGGACAGUUAUACUAACAAUAAAAUUGUUCGUGAGUACAAAUCAAUUGCAGACUUUGUCAGUGGGGCUGAAUCAAGGACAUACAACCUCCCUUUCAAAUGGGCAGGAACUAACCAUGUUGUCUACAAUGGCUCACUCUAUUUUAACAAGUAUCAGAGUAACAUCAUCAUCAAAUACAGCUUUGAUAUGGGGAGAGUGCUCGCCCAACGAAGCCUCGAGUAUGCUGGUUUUCACAACGUGUACCCCUAUACAUGGGGUGGAUUCUCUGACAUCGACCUAAUGGCUGAUGAAAUUGGGCUGUGGGCUGUGUAUGCAACUAACCAGAAUGCUGGCAAUAUUGUCAUCAGCCAACUUAACCAAGAUACCUUGGAGGUGAUGAAGAGCUGGAGCACUGGCUAUCCUAAGAGAAGCGCAGGGGAAUCUUUCAUGAUCUGUGGGACACUGUAUGUCACCAAUUCCCACUUAACUGGAGCCAAGGUGUAUUAUUCAUAUUCCACCAAAACCUCCACAUAUGAGUACACGGACAUUCCCUUUCAUAACCAAUACUUUCACAUAUCCAUGCUUGACUACAAUGCAAGAGAUAGAGCUCUUUAUGCCUGGAACAAUGGUCACCAGGUCCUAUUCAAUGUCACCCUUUUCCACAUCAUUAAGACUGAGGAUGACACAUAAGCAAAUGUAACUUGUUUUCACUGAUCUAAGCAGUGUCAUUUGUGAUAAACUCUAUAGAAUUCCUUCUGUUUUUCCUUUAUUCUAACUUUUCAUCAUUUCUCCAAAGCAUUUUUUUAUUAUAAAGUUGGUCUUUCAAAAAUCAGCUAAGCCUGUCUAAAUUAACCUGUUGGAAACACAUCUUAACUCCUAAAUUUACAGGGCCUAUCAUGUCCUUGUCAUGAAAAGCACUAAAAAGAGCUUAAGUGGCUAAAGUUAUAGUUUUGCAAAAGAUUAAUGAUCUGCCUUAUAUUAGAGUCAGAGACUAAUGAUGGCUUAAAUGCAUGAAUGUCUUUUUUUUUUUAAAUUCUGUCAUUUUUUACUGUCUUUUGCUCUACAUCAGGAAAUAUUUUGGUAGGAAUUAGGGAAAAAAAGCACUUUCCUCCCAUUUAUUUCUAAAAAAAGAUUUAAGGGUUUUAUUUAUAUGGAAAAAAUAUAUUACUCAUUUUGCUUUAUAGAAUUCUCUGAUGCGGUGCUGUACAGUCAUUUUUAAAUCUCUUGCUAACAUUUUAUUGGCAAUAUGUAUUUCUACCAUUGUAACCACCAUUGUGCAAUUGUAUCUCUUCACUUCUGUGAAAGUAAGUAAUAUUUUUUAUAAAAUACACUGAAGUUUAAUCUCAGUAAUUAUUAUGUGCCAAUUUUCAAAUGUGGUCAAGAAGGAAAUAUCUUCUUGGCUUGCCCCUUUACUUAAAUUUGUAAACUAGAAGGAAAAUCAAACUAAAUCCCUUAUGUAGAAUAUUUGUUUUACCCCAAGUUUUUUGGAUCACUAACAUCUAAUGCUAAAACUGAGUUUUGUGGAUGAGUUACUCUGUUCACGUCACUGAAAGCAACACAUAUUGUUGCUUGCAAAGAUGCAACUGAGUCAGAAAAUUUGGAUUUGAGUUGACUUUACUCACUUAUUAUACAGCCAAAUUUUGCUCUUCAUAAAUAAAUAUAUUAAUGUUUUAACUUAAACUUUACAUACAACUUGCAAUAAUGUAAUUACUUAUGUCAGAACUCUGGAAGUACAUGAAGCACAUAUAGAAACUCUUAAAAAGAAAACUCUGUGAGGUCAUCUAGAUUUACAUUAUGAGCUCUAGAGAGUUACUGGCAACAUUAGUGCAAAAGAAAAUGAUGGGAAAAUGAUGGGAGUUGUCUGUGCAGCUUAAAUGUGCAAAACAUCAAUUCAGAAAAAAAGAUGGGAAGGCAAUCCCUUGUUUCCCUGAUUCAUGUGUGCAGAAAUAAUGUAACCAAAAAAGAAAGCUUUAAUAAGAUUUUAUGUUAAUAACUCCAAAACCAUAAUCAAUAUUUAACAAAUAUAUCCUUGAGUUUGGAUGCACUUUCCAUAUGUUAAAAAUACUUACCUAAGGCAGUUUUGCAGAAACUAGUGUGGGUUGGUUUUACAAUUUAAAAAGUAUAUUCUAGAACAAAUAAUGUAAAACUUAAAUUGUGGUCAAUGUUUAUUUUCACACACACAUGAUAACAAUUUCCUUUGUAAAGUAAGGAUACAAUAAUUCAGAUAAAGCACUGUGUAAAGUAAUGCUCACACUUAGGAGUAGUUCAUUUCAAAUGUCACCAGUCAUAAUUCUCAAAUAUCUCACUGUCAAAGUCAUAGAAUUAAAUAAUUCAAUCUUGAGAUUGUUAAAGUUUAACAGAGAUUUCAUUUGUUUUUUGCCUACAGAAAGUUAGCAUGACUUAGUGACCACUCUGGGUCCUUUUGCAAUGUUGUCUUCUCUUUUAAAAUGCUUAUAUAAGUUCUCCUCUGCCUUUGAAAGUUAGAAAAUUUAGGGGACUCACUUGUCAUUGUCCACACACCACAAAAAAUAAUCAGCCAAUACUUUGUAUAUCAAGAAUUUGUAUGAAGAAAGAAAGUCAACUUCAAAAAUGAAUGAAUUUUUAAGUAGAUGCCUCUGAUGGAUAUCUGGGUCUUCAUUACUUGUUUUUUAAAAAAAUGAUGUAAUAUAGUAUCACAUACAUUCAAAACCUGGAUGAUCACAGCUUUUUUGUGAGAUGUGCAGCUUGUAAAGCACUUUAUUGUUUUCUAUGUAAUGUUUCAUCACCAUAUCCAAUUUAUAGUGUAUGUGCUGCUAGGGCAAGCACAGAUUUUAUUAUUGUCAUAGAAGUGGGGGUAACAUGAGUUAAAAAAUGUGAUUUGCAUUAAACACUUACAGUUUAAAAGCAUUUUUCUUAAUAAAUUAUUAUCAGUUUUG
This is a messenger RNA of Nyctereutes procyonoides (raccoon dog), 3639 nucleotides long. It is a transcript of the gene OLFM3, whose product is annotated as olfactomedin 3. Gene Ontology annotation, biological process: signal transduction. NCBI's taxonomy places the organism in Eukaryota, Metazoa, Chordata, Mammalia, Carnivora, Canidae. The coding region runs from base 38 to 1414 and encodes 458 amino acids. The transcript is spliced from 6 exons. The record is from RefSeq and is a predicted model, not a curated record.